AUGGCGAUGCGGACCGCGCUGACCUCCCUCCCUGCGCGCCUGCACGCCCCUGCGCCCCCCGCGGCGAUGGGCGGCCGGCGCCUCCUCAGUGAUGGGAAGGGGCGCGUGCUCAGCGAGGAGGAGCGCGCCAAGGAGAGCGUCUACAUCCAGAAGAUGGAGAGGGAGCGACAGGAGAAGCUCAAGAAGAGGCUCGAGCAGGAGAAGGCCGACUCCGAAAAGGUGAAGUCCGCCGACGCCGACAAGGUAUCGUAG
Molecule: messenger RNA, 252 nt
Organism: Zea mays
Lineage: Eukaryota; Viridiplantae; Streptophyta; Magnoliopsida; Poales; Poaceae
Exons: 2
Coding region: 1-252 (83 amino acids)
Biological process (GO): negative regulation of ATP-dependent activity
Cellular component (GO): respiratory chain complex I; mitochondrion
Molecular function (GO): ATPase inhibitor activity
Source: RefSeq, a predicted model, not a curated record